AGGGGAGGGUUACCGUUAGGUUUGGGGAAGCAGAAUUACAGUAGAAGAAAACAGUUAAGGGAGGACGAAGGAGUUAGUGCUAGCGAUUUUGGCGUGGAAGCAGGAGACGGCAACAUUAAAGGGUCACGCAAGAUAAUCUCUGGACGAAUUGCAGGAAUCUGUUCGAGAAAGCUCGAAAAGUUUGAGCUAGAACCGAGCAAGAGCAUUCAAAUAGCGGCGUCAUACAAAAGGAGGGAGGUGACGAGAUCAUUUAGAGUCUGGGGGGAUUUCGAGCAAAGUGAAAAUAACAGAAGCUUAAAGGAAACAAUAUAGAGAGGCGGAGAUUCGAGCAAGAAAAGUGAAAGAAAACAGAAAGAAAAAAAAAAAGAACGAGAAAAAAACAAAAAAGCAAAAGAGGGGAGAGAGGCAUAGAACGAAGAAGGCUCAGAGAUAGGAUUGCAGAAACCCUAAGGAGAGCAUUAGGGGAUUUCCUAUCUGGACCCCUUUGCCUGAAAUGCAACUUGUCACCACCACACUUGAUGGCUCCAACGACUUGUCUUGGAGCCGAGCCAUGGUGAUUGCGUUGAGAGCCAAGGACAAGCUUGCUCUCAUUGAUGGCAGAUGCAAAAAGCCUGAACCUGAUGCAGCAGAAUAUGAACAAUGGCACAAAACAGACAGCAUGGUGGUAUCUUGGAUCCUGAACUCGAUGAACAAAGAGCUUGCUAGCGCCUUCCUGUUCACCACAUCAGCCAAAAACCUAUGGGAUGAAAUAAAAGAGAAGUAUGCUAAUCGCUGAAAUCAAAAUAUGGGCAAGAAGAAAUUCAUCAACAAGAAAAAAGCUGCAACUUUCCAGUUACUCGCCCGGGACUCAUCUGAUCCCAAUUACAAUGACUCACCUGGCAGUGACCGUGUCUUUGUUCGAGUCGACAACGGUACCUACUCAGUGAACAGAUUCUUUGACGUUGAUAGCUGCCACAGAGGGAGCUGCCAAGAGCAUGAUGAUCCCAGUUCAAUAUUCUCUGAUGCACAUGAAGAUAAUGAUGGCGGAGAUGAUGAUGAUCAGGUUUUUGGGAUUCCAAUGGCAUGUCAAGGUGGAACUGGUGGGGCCACGAGUGGAACAGCACUGCCGGAGUAUGCGAGGAGAGAGAUUUUGGACUUAGGGUUUCCUGAUGAUGGUUAUAAUUAUCUGGUUCACUUGAGAGAGAUUAAAAAUACUGGUGGGGGUUCAGCUUUUUAUCAUAAUCUUAAGGCAAGGCUUGAUCAGCUUCCCCAUGAUGUUAAGGCUUAUGAUGCCUCUAGACUGAAGAUUUCUCAAGCGGAAUGUGAUCCUUGUGAAAAAUCUAUUUAUGCUGUAGCCUCCAGAACCAUUAACGUAAGGGUGCAGAAAGCUGUUGAUCCUGAUGUGACUGCAUUACUUGAUGAUAGUGAUUUGUCCAGGUUUAAUUCUGAUGUUGAGGAACUGGAAGAGGACUUUGUUGUUCAAGCAAAUCUUCUGGAAGAAAAGGGGAAUGAUUUAGAUAUAAGGAACAAGCUAGCUUUUGUUGAGGAACUUGAGGCAAGCAAUAAAGGAGACUAUCCUACUUUUAAUCAUCAUGACAAUGUCGUCAGCUUUGGUGAUUUGGAUGAAGAAAGAAAAGAAUCCGUGAGAGCAGGAGAUUAUUUUACUGGCGAGAAAACGAGAGUUCAUCGUCUUUUGGAUGAGCAAUUUGAUUUGCUUCAACUUCAAGAAUAUGGCUCCACUAGUGAUGAUGAUUGCAAUGAUUACAUAGCUGAAGAAGAAGAAGAAGAAGAAGAAUCUCUUGCAGAGAAGCUCAAGAAUGUCCUUAGUGACUGUGUGGUAGAUGAUCCCGAACUUGGUGAAAAAUAUGUGGUUCUUGCAGAGUUAUUGCAUAAAAAUGAGAAAGCAAAAGACAAAGAGUUACUAGAAUCUGCUGCUGAUGUUUUUCGCCGUUGUGUGGAAUAUGCUGAGAAGUAUGAAAAUGAAAAUGAAGAUGAAGAUGAAAUGGUGGUUGUUAAGGAAAGUAGUGAUGAGUCUGGAGGAUGGGAUUGCGAGACCAUUGUUUCUACAUAUUCAAAUCUUGACAAUCAUCCUGGAAAAAUUGAAGCUCCAGGAAUAGCCAUGAAAAAGAAGCUGGCGGAAACUGUCUCUGGAUCGUUGCAUUUCAACAGCAACAUAAUAUCCCUUAGAGGAAAGGAAAAGCUUCCGGUAGAUUUUUUGCCUUGUAGAAAGACUGAUAAAGAAAAAUUAAAGGAUGCGUGCAGCUCAAAAAUUGAACUGCCAAAGAGGAAGCAACAUGGACGUGAGUCAAAAGAUGAAAAGAAAGAGCGAAAGGCUGCCGUAAAGGAGAAACGCCGUGAAGCACUACAAAUGAGAAAGGAAACGAGUGGGCUGUACAAGGAAGCAGCAAGACGCGCUCAGAGAGUUGCUGCUAUAUCUGGGCCUUCCUCUGUUCAUCUAAAAUAACUGUGACGGACUGAUCCUUUCUAUUGAAGUUUUUGUUGGAUUACUUUGGCACAAAAUUUGACAAGGGCAAGAAACAAGUUGUAGAAGAUAGGCAAUUCUCAGAUUUUCAAUUGGAAGUCUUACCUUGAUCAUCUUUAAGUAUGGAAGAGAAAACAAUACGAAAAUAAAUAUAAUGCUCAAUUCAAAUUCUGAUGA
Messenger RNA from Carica papaya (papaya), 2638 nucleotides. NCBI's taxonomy places the organism in Eukaryota, Viridiplantae, Streptophyta, Magnoliopsida, Brassicales, Caricaceae. The record is from RefSeq and is a predicted model, not a curated record.